Messenger RNA from Oldenlandia corymbosa var. corymbosa, 2657 nucleotides. NCBI's taxonomy places the organism in Eukaryota, Viridiplantae, Streptophyta, Magnoliopsida, Gentianales, Rubiaceae. The record is from the annotation of a GenBank genome assembly.
GGUUUUUCUUGCUGCAUUAUCAGAGUAGAUGAGUAGAGCUGUCAUUCUAGAAUCCCUUUUCAAGUUUUGAGCCAUUGAAUUCUUCCUAAGUCUUAAAAAAGUUAUUGAUAAUGUCUGCAGCAAACAAGCUUUUUGAUAAGUCUGCAAUUACUAACCAAUUCUAAACGUUGUUCGUGUCCCUUUCCUUCCUAAAUGAGUUUUCUUUGAAGGGAUUUCUUUAAUUGCUUGACAUUGAUGAUUUCCAUCAGAUGAACUAUCUAUAAAUCCAUAAUGCACUAAUUAUCCUUAACUGCAACUGUCUCUUAGGGACUAAAAAGCAUUAAUGAAGUUGGAUUCUACUUGGAAAUUCUGUUGAGGACUGUAUUUCGAAUACUCGGGUCACGAUUCUCUGGCAUUACUCAACAGCAUAUGAUGCUUGCUUAAACACACCAGAAAUUUACUCAGAAUUCUGCUACUGAAGAUUUGCUGCUAGUAGCCUGGUUAGAAUGUGUAGGAUGGUUGAGUCUUCAGUGCCAGCUGAGGUUGCAGUGGUGGAAGUUCAACUGAAUGACAAUGUGGCUGUUCUUCCGGGACAAAAAUCAGGAGCAUUGGAACAGAAAAGUUAUGAAAAUUUGGUUUACAAGAAGAAAUCUCUGCGAGCUCGUUAUGCUUAUGGCACGAUUUUCUUGAUUAUGAAUCUUAUAGCUUGGUUCUUUCGUGACUAUGGAGACAAAAUUCUCCCUCUACUACAGUAUUCAAAAGCUUGUAGAGCUGGACAUACUGGUUGUUUUCAUGUGUUGGGAGUUCUUCGUGUGAGUUUAGGAUGCUUUAUAUUCUUCUUUACAUUGUUUCUUACAACAUUAAAUACAAGCAAAGUAUAUGAAGCCCGCAACAAAUGGCAUUCUGGAUGGUGGAUUCUGAAGUGUGUUAUACUGAUCAUCUCAGUGGUCAUUCCAUUCUUCAUCCCUUCUGAUUAUGUUCAAAUAUACGGUGAAAUCGCGCGCAUUGGUGCAGGUGUGUUUCUUGUUCUCCAGCUCAUAAGUGUCAUUGAGUUCAUUACAUGGUGGAAUAACUACUGGAUGCCGGAAGAUAAGAAGCAUCGCAGCUGCUCUCUUGGGCUAUUCAUGUCAACAAUAUUUUACAUUGCAUCAGUCUUCGGCAUUGUUUUGAUGUAUGUGCUCUAUGCCUCAAAACCGUCCUGUGCUCUCAACAUAUUCUUCAUCUCCUGGACUGGAGUAUUGCUGGCAGUUAUGAUGGUUAUAUCCUUACAUUCAAAGGUGAAUAGAGGACUGUUAUCUUCUGGUAUUAUGGCUUCUUACAUCGUUUUCCUUUGUUGGAGUGCUAUUAGAAGUGAACCUGCAACAGCAAAAUGCAGCCCUCAGACCCAAGAGAGCGGACAUGGGGGUUGGACAACAGUAAUUGGAUUUCUUAUUGCCAUUUGUGCUAUUGUCAUGGCAACUUUUUCCACAGGAAUCGAUUCACAAACAUUUCAGUUUCGGAAAAAUGAAGUUCAGUUGGAGGAUGAUAUUCCAUACAAGUAUGGGUUCUUCCACUUGGUAUUUUCCUUGGGGGCUAUGUACUUUGCAAUGCUAUUCAUCAGCUGGAAUCUUGACAGCUUGACAAGAAAGUGGAGCAUUGAUGUUGGCUGGUCUAGUACUUGGGUCAAGGUUGUCAAUGAAUGGUUUGCAGCCACAAUAUACUUGUGGAAGUUGAUUUCGCCGGCACUUAGAGAAACUAGAGUUACGCAUCACGAUCCUUUGCAGGGAUUUUGAAACCGAGUUCAUCUGCACUGUUUGUUUGCUUCCUCUGUUCAUAUACGCAAUAAUUGAAGGUGUAUGAUUUCCAUUCUUUAGGAUCAUUAAAUGUGGUGAUGCAACUGUGUAUCAGAGGAAGAGAUGAUUUUCUCAUCGGAUAAAGCCUUUCGAUUCACCUUGCCAGAACUGAAGAACAAGGCACAUAACUGCUUUGUUAUGAGAUUUUCAUUUAUGUAGACCACCAUAAUAAUCCCAUCGCCACUCUCCCCAAGCUUUUGAUGAUUCAAAUACGUUAGAGUAAAUCUGAACGUCAUGGCCAUGGCUUAAAUCUUAAUCUGUUUCAAACUUUCGGUUCUCUAGGAAUCAGGUUUAUUUUCGGCCAAAGCUACCUCAACAAAAAUCUUUGCCACAUUUUCACUGGUGCUAUCUCUUCGAGAUCCUAAUUCAUUAUUCAUAUUAUUGAAGAUUCGGGAUUAAGGUAAACGGUGAGCUACUUUGCGCUAAUCAUACAAAAGGUAGAUUGACAAGAUACCAGAAAACCAAACAAUCAGACCUGAUUAUAUGAUGUGCUUCUUUUCGAAGAGUCUGGAAAAUUUAGCAUACUCCUAACGUCCACAAAAUUAGGCCAUAGCACAAACACAAGAAGAUACUACUCUUGCAAACUUCAGAAAAUACAAAUUCAAAGGAAGCCCAGCCAAUCAAAGCCAGAUCAUGACAACGGUGCACUAAAACUAACCAGACUGAGUAUUGACCUACCAAAGCGUGGUAAAUAACCACAACAAUGGACAGGAAAAAGGGAACUACACUGAAGUCCACAACAUUGGUCCUUUUGAACAUUACCUUAGCACAGAGCAAAUAAUUCACAUGCAAAUGUAGCAGGACACAGGAGCAACUGGAUUAGAUUCUGACCAGCUGAAGAGUAAC